Nipponia nippon (crested ibis) is the source of this 3024-nucleotide messenger RNA. NCBI's taxonomy places the organism in Eukaryota, Metazoa, Chordata, Aves, Pelecaniformes, Threskiornithidae. The record is from RefSeq and is a predicted model, not a curated record.
AUGGAGAGAAAUAAAAUUCUAAUGAAAUCCAAGGUUGCUGCUCCUAACCUCCUGAGGGCACUGCAUUCUCUGUACCAGUUCGGCCACCUCUGCGACGUGACAGUUCACACACAGCACCUCGGAAUUCAGGAGGAGUUUCUGGUUCACAAAGCUGUCUUGGCAGCUUCCAGCAACUAUUUCAAGGGGCUUUUCCUGCAUGAUGAGAUGCUGGACACCAAGAAUUGCACAGUGACUCUGCAAGACAUCUACACGGAAGAGUUCACCUCCUUCCUGGAGUUUAUUUACACUGCAGAAGUGGAGAUUGAAGCGGAAAAACUGCAACGGAUGAAAGAAAUAGCCGAAAGACUCGAAUGCAAGGAUUUGCUUGACAUUUGUGAAGAAGUGAAAGCAGAGGGCAGGAAGGGUUUAGAUUUGAGCCUCCAUCUGAAAGGUCAGCUGCGUGAAAAUGGUGGGCCACAGUGGACUCGCAUCCAGCAAGCAGAGGACCGCAAACUGAGUAACUCUUCCCAAGUUGUGGCAAUACCCAUGCAGAGAAAACUUUGGGAUAGGCAGAAACAUAAAAAGUUGCUGGCUGGCUAUGAACUCGUUGAAGGCCAACCGGCAAGCCUGGAGCAAGAGGACACUGCUUUUCCAGAACCAAAAUCCAGGACAGCAAAGCUACCGAAAUGUAACAAGACAGAUAGCGGAAACAGACUCGGUAUGGAUAUCGUUAGUCUGGAAAACGAGAACAGUCGUUCUCUCCUAAGUCAGACUGAGGCAAAGGAAGCCUGCGCAGUAAUUGGGAACGCGCUGCCUGAGCAGUGGGAAGACGAAAACAGUUUUAUUUCCAAAUUUGUCAGUAAAACCGAACGUAGGAAAUCACCGCGGCACGUGGCAAAAGUCUUGCCGCAGAUUGCGUGCGAGAAGUGCAACGAAUCGUUCCGUGUUGUUAAGCAGUACCGGUCGCACAUGGAGCUCAAGCAUGACGUUAAUCUGGCUGUCAAGUACAGCUGCAACGCGUGCGAGCAGCUCUUCUCCACACACCAGCACCUCCGGCAGCACCGCCUCACCGUUCAUAGCGAUGAGCGGGGCUUCUCCUGCGUGUUUUGCGACAAGCGGUUUAAGCGCCAGAAGGACAUAAACGACCAUAUCCGCAGGGUGCACGAGAAGAAGCGGGAUCCCCAGGCCUGCCCCUACUGCGACAAGGUCAUCAGUUCCAAGUGCGGCCUGACGGUCCACAUACGAACGCACACCGGGGAGAAACCUUAUAAAUGCGAACGCUGCCCCGCCAGCUUUGCUCAGAGGUCUGCUUACAACACUCACGUAAGACCAAACACGACAGGCUGUGACAGAGAUCCUGACACAGAGACGUGGGGUGGGACAUCGGAGGCCGAAGGACGCAAGUGUGCGAGGCGCGAAGAGGCCGCAAAUCGCGAGGAAGAACCCGGGGGUUCAUCCGUGGCCGAAGCAGGCUGUAGCAACGAGCAAGAAGAACGGAAGCGGAAAUAUAAGGAAGCUGAAGCAAGAAGGGAAAAAAUGAGCGAAGAAGGGAACGAAGGUGAAGGUGAAAUGAGCGUGAAGGGAGAGAAGGAGGUAGAUUACGAAGCGGGGUAUUCGGAAGUUGAAGACAGUAGAGAUAGUGAGGAGGUCUGUGCUGAGGAGGACCGUGAGGAUGAUGAGUACUCUCAUGAGAAGGAUGGUGAAGAACGUGAAUCAGAUGAAGAGUUUAAAAUAAAGAAGGUAAAUAAAAGUGGGGUGAAUAACAAAUCUGCCUACGUAAUCACGUGCGAUAAGUGUAAGGAGCAGUUUGUUUCCCGAAAGAAGUACGUGGAUCACUGCAGAGAUGUCCAUCAGUGCUUGCCUGGUAAAGUCUAUCAGUGCGACAUCUGCAGCAAGUCGUUUGCUAGUUACAACAGCUGGAAGGAGCAUCGAGCCUGUGUCCACACUGAAGAAAGGCAGUUUGCCUGCACCCUUUGCAAUGCUACUUUUAAAAGAAAGAGAGAUGUGAGGACGCAUUACAUGCGGAAGCACGAAGGCAGAGUCAAACGCCCUCUCUGCUCUGUCUGCGGGAAGAUCCUCAGCUCCCGAACAGCGCUAGUGUUUCAUAUGCGGACACAUACAGGAGAAAAACCUUACGAAUGUGGCAUUUGUCAUUCAAAAUUUGCUCAGCCGUCGCAGCUUAAGAUCCACACCAGGUCCCAUACAGGGGAAAAGCCGUAUAUUUGCGAGGACUGCGGAGCUUGCUUUGCUGAUAAAGGCAAACUCACUGGCCACAAAAGGACCCACACAGGAGAGCGCCUUUUUAAAUGCGACGUGUGCGGAAAACAUUUUGCCACCAAUGAGUAUUUAAAAUGCCAUAAACGAUGCCACAUGGGUGCUAAGCCCUACAAGUGCAAGGUUUGUGGGAAGGUGUUUGGCCUGAGAGCCUCGCUCGCCCAGCACAGCAACGUCCACGCAGAGACCCGUCCGUAUUUCUGCGAACAGUGUGGGAAAACGUUCACCCAGCAGGGCGCUCUCCGGCGGCACCAGCGCAUUCACACCGGGGAAAAGCCGUACAAGUGCAGGGCUUGCGAGAGAACCUUCACGGACAUGUCCACCCUGCGCAGACACGUCUCGAUCCAUGACCGGAAUGCUCACUGGAGAAGUUUCUUAAUAGAUCUUACCACCAAAAAAGACCAUAACUGGUCCAAAAUAGAACCGUUCUCGGAAGCCUGCGCGGGCGACGACUCUGCGCCGGAAAUUUGGUCGGUCGACCGAGCGUCGUCGGUGACGCCGAGCCCCCCCGUUUGUACUUGUGACGGCGGUUAUCGCCGGAAAACGGCCCCGCCCUCUCCACCUCACAACCAGCAUAAUUACGUCAAGCCUCCGUCGCGGCUGCCUCGUACGCCCUGCGGCGUGACGUCAUCUGCGCGCAGGAUGAAUACAUCAUGCUUCUGUCGAAGGUGUUGCGCCAGCCCGGUGCUCGGCAGCUCAGCAUACUUGCCACAGGAGCGGCAGCGAGACGCCUUCACAGCGCAACACGUCCUACCGUGCGCGUUGGAUUAA